UCCAAUCUAAAGAAACAAAAAAAAUGAAGAUCAUCUUCCUCUUGUUUUCUCUUGCAUUAGUUCCCUUGUCAGCCUUGGCAACUUGCACCACUGAUACUCCGAACCAAUUAUUGAGGGCUGUACACGAUACAGAUGGUUAUCCCCUACAAGUAAACACCAGGUACUUCGUAUUUUCAUCUUGUUGGGGAGCUGGCGGCGGUGGUGUACGGCUUGCUAAUAUCGGAGAUCAAGAAGAAAACGCUUGUCCCACAGCAGUGGUGCAAUCCCGCAGUGAUCUCGACAAAGGUAUAGCAGUCUACUUCAAACCUAAAGAGCCCAAACAUCAGCAGAUUGUGGAGUCUUCUUCGUUAAACAUCAAUUUCUAUUUUGAUAGUAAUAAGUGUGCUAACCUAACAGUGUGGAAGGUAGACAACUACCCUAUACCUCGAAAGUACAGCACAAUAAGCACAGGUGCAAAGUUGGGAAAUCCCCUGGAUGUGAAUAGCUGGUUUCAAAUUAAGCCUCUUGGUGGCUCGACGUAUAAGCUAGUGUUCUGUCCCUACGGAGAGGAGUUUACUUGCCAAAAUGUAGGCAUCACUGAGGAAAAUGGAUAUAGGCGUUUGGUUCUCACAGAGAAUGCAAAGGCCUUUGUGUUCAUAAAGCAUGGCGGAUUAGGAAAGGCCGAAGCAUGAUUAUGCAUCUGCUUUCUAAUAAAACUAAGUUGUGUAAAACAUGUAUUAAUGCAGGCCCUGCAUUCGGUGUUUCACUGGAUGUAAGAAUAAAUAAUGUAAUGCAGCCCUAAUAAGUGCCCUAUGCAUGCUUUAUUCCCUGUAAUAGAUGCAUGUUGCACUGAUAUUUUCCUAAUAUAUCUUCUCUGUUUAUUUUUUAA
Molecule: messenger RNA, 868 nt
Organism: Nicotiana tabacum (common tobacco)
Lineage: Eukaryota; Viridiplantae; Streptophyta; Magnoliopsida; Solanales; Solanaceae
Product: kunitz-type serine protease inhibitor DrTI-like
Molecular function (GO): endopeptidase inhibitor activity
Source: RefSeq, a predicted model, not a curated record